UCUAAGUAGCUACCCAGAGCCUACACCGAUGUAUGAGCCUGCUCGACACUCCACAGGGGAAUGGAUGUAACCAUAGCCUGAGCAGAAAACUGGUCCACAUACUGUCCGGGUUGCUUUAUGUGGCUUGCUGGCCAAUUUUCAGUUCCUCUUAUAAAUUGCUUAAGGCUUGUCAUUUAUGGCCUCUCCUUGGUUACUGAUGAAGGACUUAUAAAAUCCGUGACUCGAGAAGGAAAUCCAGGGGAAUUGCUUAGAGGUCCUUUGUAUUAUGUUUUGAUAUUGAUUUUAUGUUCUCUUGUCUUCUGGCGUGAGUCGCCCACUGGCGUGAUUUCUCUGGCAAUGAUGUGUGGUGGGGAUGGUGUUGCUGAUAUCAUGGGAAGAAGAUUUGGAUCCUUAAAAAUUCCUUAUAAUCCACAAAAAAGUUGGGCUGGUAGCAUCUCCAUGUUUAUAUUUGGUUUCUCCAUUUCCAUUGGGAUGCUUUACUACUUUUCAGUCCUUGGAUACUUCCAGUUCGAUUUGGUUGGGGCAAUGGGAAGAGUUGCUUUGGUUUCUUUGGUGGCUACUGUGGUGGAGUCUCUCCCGACUACAGGAGUGGUUGAUGAUAACAUAUCAGUUCCAUUGGCAAGCAUGCUAAUCUCAUUUUUUAUGUUUGGUUAUUAAUCCAAGGGCGUUAAAGUCUUGAGUGUUCAUCUUAUUUUUAGUUUCUUUCAUGCUAAAUGUUUCUGACUCUGAAGUUGCUCCUACUCAAUUGAAUUCAAUCGAAUCUUGUCCCAACUAUUUCAAAUCGGUUACUCUUCGAAUCUUA
This is a messenger RNA of Ilex paraguariensis (yerba mate), 802 nucleotides long. NCBI's taxonomy places the organism in Eukaryota, Viridiplantae, Streptophyta, Magnoliopsida, Aquifoliales, Aquifoliaceae. The record is from the annotation of a GenBank genome assembly.